UGUUGCGGAAUCCUGUGAAACGGUGCAGCGGAUGUUGAGGAUAUACUUCACGAUGGUGGAAGAGAAAAAUGUUUAUGGGUCUAAUGGUUAAGAGAGGAACGAUUUAUAAUUAUUAACAGUUAUCACUUGUUUGUUUAGACUAAUAUAUUUAUGUUGAUCGCGUAAUUUAAAACCUGCUUUUCUAAUGCAAGCACAGCUCCUACAGCAAGCGUUGAAUUAUCUGGAGGCGAAUUUGUCAUCGAUGUUGAGAUCUGACAUUUAUUAGAUAUUUACACACAAUCUUGGUCCUUAUAAAUCUGGGAGUACAGGAGGAUAUGGGAUCAGUGGAGCUGCUUUGAUGAAAGUGAUGCAAAAGUAGCUCGUCAGCGAUUCUUGUGUCUGAUUCACUCUCUUAUGAACUGAACUGAACGGGUCUGAUCGGUGGAGAUGUCUCUGGUAGCGUACGACAGCAGCGACGACAGUGAUCGCGAUGAAUCGCCGGCUUCACCUCUUCGCCCCGCGGGUAAGAUCGGCGGACUCUUCACGUCUCUGCCCGCGCCGAAAACCGCGGAUCAGACAUCAGCUCCUCAACCUAAGAGGAUGACUAUAGAUCUGCCCAAACCCAAGAAACGCACAGAGCCCGUUAAAAUCACCGUUCCUGAAAUAAAACCAGCAGAUUCUGACUCUGAUGAUGAUGAGCCCGUCCGAAAGAAAUCAGCUCCUCGGGGAGGUGGUGGUCUGUCCUCUCUGCUUCCCCAGCCUAAGAAUCUGGUGGUGAAGGAGACCGCGCGGCCCCUGCUGCCGCACACCCUAACCAAACGCCCUGGGUCAGAUAAGCCGAAGGCGACCCCAGCAAAGUCCCAGGCUCUUUCUGGAAGCAGCCCGUCCCCGUCCGCCAUCAAAGCGGCUGCAAAGUCAGCGGCGCUGCAGCUAGCCAAACAAAUGGCCGCGGAUGAAGAGGGAAGUGACGAUGAACUCGCUCCAGAGAACUACUUUUCCCUUCCGGAAAGCUCAGCACAGCCUGUGAUGUCUCAAAACCCGCAUUCUCAGCAGUACAUUCCCUCUCUGCACCCUCCACCCGGUGUGGAGGACGCCCCACUGGACUUUGUUCCUAACGCAGACAGUCACAGUAGAUCAGCCGGAGCCAUGCAAGACUAUGAGAGCGGAGAAUAUCAACAUCAGUAUCCCGCAAAUCCACUGCCAGAGACUUCUCCACAGGAUUACUAUGGUGAAGGAUAUUACCAAGACCCGAACCCUGCGGCUGAUGAGCAAGAGGAUUCAGGAUCCUCUUCAUUGUUCAAUGAUGAAGCAGUACGGCGGCUACAGGGGAAACAGAAUCGUGGAAGAGAAGAAAUCAAGUUCCUGGAGAUCAAAGGAGACGAUCAGCUGAGUGGCAAUAAGCAAUGGCUGACAAAGAACAUGACAGCAGAGGCAGAGCCCCGCAAGUCCUUCAGCAAGAAAAAAGGAGAUCAGCCAACAGGACAACAGAGACGCAAGCACCAAAUCACAUAUCUGAUUCAUCAGGCCAAGGAACGCGAGCUGGAACUCAAGAACAACUGGGCUGAAAACAAGUUAACUCGACGACAAACGCAAGCCAAGUAUGGAUUCUAAUGGACUGGAUAUCAAGAUGUUGUGCACACCUCUACCUAAUGUCGAGCAGAUUUUGUCCGAGACUGCAGCCAAUACAGAAAUGCCAUCUUUUUGCCAGCUUUUAGAGAUGUAAUACCAGUUUGUAUUGUUUCGGAAAGGAGCUGAGGACUUUAAAACACUAUUGGCUGCUAUUAUAAUGUUGAAGAUUGCUCCCAGUUGUCUACCUAAUAUUAUCGUUCCAUUUAAACUACAUUGGGUUUUGGGUCACCUGUAACAUAAUAGUAGCUGUUGUUGGUUCACAUGAUUUAUUUGUUUAUUAAAUGAUUGGGAUGUCUUGACUUGGGAAGGUCUUGUCUUCCACACUGCCAUCGUGAGCAGUGGCAUAUAUAUAUAUAUAUAUAAAAAAAUUGGAAACACUUUACAAUAAGGUUCUUUAUGUUAACAUUAGUUCUUUUUAUAGCAUUUCUUCAUUUUGGUCAGUGUUAAUAUAGAAAUACUGUUUAUUGUUAGUUGAAAAUGCAUUCAUUACUGUUAAUGUAUACAAAAUUAAUAUUAAAUGUUAAUGUAUACAAUCUUAUUGUAAAGUAUUGCAAAACCUUGUAAAAAAGUAUUUGAGUGAAUCUUCCUAUCUUUUAGCUGCUUGUUUUCAUAUGAAUGUUGAUUCUUAAUCGUAGAACCAUGAAUAAAGAAUAACAAUUUCACUGCAA
Molecule: messenger RNA, 2276 nt
Organism: Sinocyclocheilus rhinocerous
Lineage: Eukaryota; Metazoa; Chordata; Actinopteri; Cypriniformes; Cyprinidae
Gene: prcc
Product: proline rich mitotic checkpoint control factor
Exons: 6
Coding region: 427-1590 (387 amino acids)
Cellular component (GO): nucleus
Source: RefSeq, a predicted model, not a curated record